Molecule: messenger RNA, 466 nt
Organism: Mastomys coucha (southern multimammate mouse)
Lineage: Eukaryota; Metazoa; Chordata; Mammalia; Rodentia; Muridae
Product: ras-related protein Rap-1A-like
Exons: 2
Coding region: 1-432 (143 amino acids)
Biological process (GO): Rap protein signal transduction; negative regulation of synaptic vesicle exocytosis; cellular response to cAMP
Cellular component (GO): plasma membrane
Molecular function (GO): GDP binding; GTPase activity; GTP binding
Source: RefSeq, a predicted model, not a curated record
AUGUGUGAGUACAAGCUUGUAGUCCUUGGUCCAGGAGGCAUGGGGAAGUCUGCUCUAGAACAAUUUAUAGCAAGGAGGGAUUUGUAUAUGAAGAGUGGGCAAGGGUUUGCACUAGUUUAUUCAAUUACAGCUCAGUCUACGUUUAAUGAUUUACAAGACUUGAGAGAACAGAUUUUACAGGUUAAAGACACAGAGGAUGUCCCAGUGAUUUUGGUUGGCAGUAAAUGUGACCUGGAAGAUGAGCGGGUAGUUGCCAAAGAACAAGGCCAGCAUUUAGCAAGACAGUGGGGUAACUGUGCCUUUUCAGGAUCUUCUGCAAAGUCAAAGAUGAAUGUUAAUGAGAUAGUCUGUGAGCUGGUCAGACAGGUAAGUAGAAAAGCACCAGUGGAAAAGAAGCUUCAAAAGAAAUCCUGUCUCCUGCUCUGGACCUGAGGGCCGCAGCAGCUCUGAGCCAGAGUGCAGAAAU